GUGAAUUUCGGGACGCAAUUUGUGUUUUGAAAAUGGCAAACCGUACGGUAAAAGAUGCAAAGUCUAUACGCGGAACAAAUCCUCAAUAUUUGGUAGAGAAAAUCAUCAGAUCGCGCAUAUACGAUUCUAAAUAUUGGAAAGAAGAAUGUUUUGCUCUGACGGCUGAACUUUUGGUCGACAAAGCGAUGGAAUUAAGAUACAUAGGAGGAGUGUAUGGUGGAAAUGUAAAACCUACUCCAUUUCUCUGUCUUAUACUAAAAAUGCUUCAAAUACAGCCUGAAAAAGAUAUUAUAAUUGAGUUCAUAAAGAACGAAGAGUUCAAAUAUGUUCGAGCUUUGGGUGCGCUGUAUAUGAGAUUGACUGGCUCUUCCUUAGACUGUUACAAAUAUCUUGAACCAUUAUUCAAUGAUAACAGAAAACUUAGAUCGCAAAACAAACAGGGUGUAUUUGAACUUAUACACAUGGAUGAGUUUAUUGAUAGUCUUUUAAGAGAAGAAAGAAGUUGCGAUGUUAUUUUGCCAAGAAUUCAAAAACGUCAUGUUUUAGAAGAAAAUAAUGAGCUAGAAGCAAAGAUAUCCGCCUUAGAAGAUGACAUGGAUGACGGUAUAGAAUCUUCGGAGGAAGAAGAAAUUCUCUCGUCUAAAGAAUCUCGAAAAAGAACAGAUGAUCACGAACGUGAUAGAGAUCGUCACAGAGACAAGAGACAUUCUCGAACUGAAAAGAAAUCUGAUAAGGAAAAACAAAGAUCGAGAAGUAGAGAAAGAGACAGAAGAGAACACAAGCGCAGCAAAACACCAAAAUCUCAUUCGUCAUCUCACAAAGAUAAAGACAGAGAUCGAGAUCGACACAGAAGAGAUGACAGGGAAAGAGAAAGAGAACGAGAUCGCCGAAGAGAACGCGACAGAGCUAGACAUUAACAAACGUUUAUAUUAUUAAACAUCUUUGUCAAUUGUUAUUUAUAAACGACUAUAUUGACAUAUUUUACGACUGUAUGAUGAAUUAGUUACACACACAUCAAAUAACUAUUAUUGAAAGAUGAUUAAGUUUUCUGUGUGUGUGUGUAUAUAUAUAUAUAAAACCUAGGACGCGGUCAGUCUCACUGCAAAUAUUGUUUCAUUCUAUAUCUUUAUUCUACAUUUAACGAGAAAUAAAAAUAGAAUAAUGCUUUGAAACAUCCGCGAUGAGCUUUGACCGCACCCUUAAUCAUCUUUCAAUACUAAUUAUUUUGCUCACAAAAUACAUUUAAUGCAAGUGUACGUAUUGAUUCACAUAUAAACGUGCAAAUACAUAUAUGUAUAGAAUUUAUGUGAAUAUAUACAUGUAUGUAUUUCACAAUUACAUAAAUACAUAUAC
This is a messenger RNA of Pseudomyrmex gracilis, 1353 nucleotides long. RefSeq names its product pre-mRNA-splicing factor 38 (gene Prp38). Bases 33 to 917 code for a protein of 294 amino acids. Gene Ontology annotation, cellular component: precatalytic spliceosome. The transcript is spliced from 3 exons. NCBI's taxonomy places the organism in Eukaryota, Metazoa, Arthropoda, Insecta, Hymenoptera, Formicidae. The record is from RefSeq and is a predicted model, not a curated record.